UGCGCGUGGUUGGGACGGGACCCCCGGCGCCCCGGGCGGGGUCCCCGCAGGACCGGCUCUGUCGGGGUCCCGGGGCCCCCGGCGCAGGCCGCCAUGUUUGUCCUGGUGGAGAUGGUGGACACGGUGCGGAUUCCUCCCUGGCAGUUUGAGAGGAAGCUCAACGAUUCCAUCGCCGAGGAGUUGAACAAGAAGCUGGCCAACAAGGUUGUGUACAACGUGGGCCUUUGCAUCUGUUUGUUCGAUAUCACCAAGCUGGAGGAUGCCUAUGUGUUCCCUGGGGAUGGCGCAUCACACACCAAAGUCCACUUCCGCUACGUGGUCUUCCACCCCUUCCUGGAUGAGAUUCUGAUUGGGAAGAUCAAGGGCUGCAGCCCGGACGGCGUGCACGUCUCUCUAGGGUUCUUCGAUGACAUUCUCAUCCCCCCGGAGUCACUGCAGCAGCCGGCCAAGUUCGAUGAGGCAGAGCAGGUCUGGGUGUGGGAGUACGAGACCGAGGAAGGAGCACAUGACCUGUACAUGGACACGGGGGAGGAGAUCCGCUUCCGGGUGGUGGACGAGAGCUUCGUGGACACGUCCCCCACGGGGCCCAGCUCGGCCGAGGCCACGGCCUCCAGCGAGGAGCCGCCCAAGAAGGAGGCCCCGUACACACUGGUGGGCUCCAUCAGUGAACCAGGCCUGGGUCUUCUCUCCUGGUGGACCAGCAGCUAGCCUCAGCUGGAGAUGCCACCCCGGCCGGGGAAGGUGGCACAUGAAG
Perognathus longimembris pacificus (Pacific pocket mouse) is the source of this 754-nucleotide messenger RNA. RefSeq names its product RNA polymerase III subunit H (gene Polr3h). Bases 94 to 708 code for a protein of 204 amino acids. Gene Ontology annotation, biological process: DNA-templated transcription; transcription initiation at RNA polymerase III promoter. Gene Ontology annotation, molecular function: DNA binding; DNA-directed RNA polymerase activity. The record is from RefSeq and is a predicted model, not a curated record. Gene Ontology annotation, cellular component: RNA polymerase III complex. The transcript has 6 exons. Lineage: Eukaryota; Metazoa; Chordata; Mammalia; Rodentia; Heteromyidae.